AUUUCCCCCAAAUGUGGCCCUUUCUCUGACUCUGCCCUGCCCUGCCCUGCGCCCCCCCUUCUUUCCUUCUCUCCCUGUUCUGUUCCAUCCUGGGAAGGUUCGGUUCUCCUUGGCUUAUCUCACUCACCGCCGCUUUCCCCUUCCUUCGUCCCAAGGCUGUCACACAAAAGGAUCUGCCCGGAAUAUGGCCUGGUGCAACGUCUAGCCCUGCAUCCCGGGAAAUGACUGGUGGUGGAGGGUAUGGCGUAGUUGAUGCGUCUGACAUUUGAUUUUUGUGUGUCGCUCCAUACCCGGCCGGGCGUGUACAGCACGGUACUUUAUGCGCACGGCUGUAAUCAUACUUCACACACCCCCGUCCGUCACCCACAUGUCUGCCUGCUUGUCUGCUUGCCUGCCUAAACGUGAUUUCUUAUAUCUAUCGUCUUUCUUCCUCGAUUUGUUCUAUUGUGUCGCUUAUUUCACUCCGCCUUCAACGACAAACUCAACGUCUACCACGCACAUAACCUCCAACCAAGAUAGAUCCUGCCGAUACUACAUCGACAAUCCUCGAUCAUCACCGUGUCAACCAACCAACACGACUCGCACCAGCCCAUCAUCACCGAAACUUGCGACUGACGCAAAGUCAUACUCUCUCUCACAUUUCUCAAGUCAAACACACAAUGUCUUGGCUUCCACACGACAUUCCCACUCGUCCGUCAGCUCAGAAUGCUGGCCGCACAUCCCAACACCCAUCACAAUUCAAACUCAUCGCCUCCGCACAUGUUCCUCUGGGCACAACAUCUAUGGAUUCUACAAUUUUGCGUGCCAGUCCACGACACAAGCACGUUCUCUCCAUAGAUUCGGCACGACUCGAGAAUAUGUGACACGGCCGGCAGACUCCAUCCAAUUUCUCUAUGCCGGCUUGUCUAUCCGCCACCCUUUUAACGAUCACGCACCCAUUCACUUUGGCCCACGGCUCUUACAAUUCUUCGGGCGGCAUCAAUGUCGACCUUCUGUUCUCUCAUAAGGGAUCAGUUUUGAUACACCUCUUUUUUUCUUCUAGCGCUUUGCCUCAAUUGGCUUUCGUGAUCCUUUCGGGGAUGCACGUCGUUCGACACUUUUUUCUUCUUUCUGC
Dissoconium aciculare CBS 342.82 is the source of this 1114-nucleotide messenger RNA. RefSeq lists its product as uncharacterized. The transcript is spliced from 2 exons. NCBI's taxonomy places the organism in Eukaryota, Fungi, Ascomycota, Dothideomycetes, Mycosphaerellales, Dissoconiaceae. Bases 320 to 1006 code for a protein of 228 amino acids. The record is from RefSeq and is a predicted model, not a curated record.